Molecule: messenger RNA, 1149 nt
Organism: Paramecium octaurelia
Lineage: Eukaryota; Ciliophora; Oligohymenophorea; Peniculida; Parameciidae
Source: the annotation of a GenBank genome assembly
AUGGCAUACUUAUCUUAUUUAUUCAAAUUUCUUAAUAAGGACAAUAAAUCAAAAUUAAUUUUUCAUUUUAUCCUAUUAAUUAAUCUGAGUGAAGUGCUGAUUAUAAUUUUUUAGAAAACAAUAAUAACUUUAUUCAUUAGGUAAUUUUGCAAAAAUGAUGAAUACAAAAAAAUAUGGAUUUAACACAUUAACCUACAAGUUGCCUUUACGAAUGAGUGCUAUGAGCUCAUUAGAUUAAAAAAUCUAUCAGGACUAAUUCUACAAUAAUAUGUAUAAAGAUUGAUUUAUUGGGAUUAACUCCCUUAAAGAGAAAAAACUGGUGAAAGUAAAAGAGAAUAAUUUAUAUUUAGGUGUUAAAAACUAAUUAAUUAUAGGAUAGAGGAUAAAUGUUAAAAAAUUAAACUGCUAUAAAAAGGCAUUUUCGUGUCUCAAAAAAAAAGUUAAAAUCAAUUCAAUAGUCUAAUUCUCAGCUAAUGAUAGAAACUUUGGAAAUUUGAACUUAUUAAUUUAUAAUGGUAGACAUCAUUCUAAAUUCUUAGGUGAGGCUUUAUAAAGAAUGAAUCGUUUGAAAGAAGAUUAGGAAUAUUCUGGGUUGGAUUAUAUCGAAAGCCAUGAAAAUGCAAAUUAAAAUGAUGACAAAGGUAGAUUGGGUUUGCAUAAUUUAAUAGCUUAAGAACUAGUCAAUAAGCAUAGGUUUGAGGAAGUAUUGAAAUAGUUUGAUUUUGCAAUAUUGAAAAACCCCAACAAUUCAUCUUAUUAUUUUCACAAAGGUGAGAUAAAAUCAAUAUAAGCUUUUAGCCAAUACAUUACAUAGAAUGAAUAGAUUUGAAGAAGCCUUGGAAUAUUUUGACUUAGCUAUUUAGUAGAACCCUGAAAAUCCGAUUUAUUAUCAUAAUAAAGGUAGAAUUAAUAUUGCAUAGAUUUUUAGCUCUAACUUUAGAUAAAAUGAAUAGAAUCUAAAAAGCAUUGGAAUAUUAUGAUUUAGCNAAGGAUCAUAACUUAUAAUCUUGCACAUCAAUAAUUAUAUAGUUAAAGAGACUAAACUUAAAUGGAUAUGAAAAUUUAUGCCAAUACCCAAAUAAAUUACUUUAUGGAAGAUUUAUAUUAAUUCUUUCCCACAUUAUGCAUAUAAUAAAAGUAGGUUAUUGA